AUGGAAUAUAAAAAACUUCUUAUUAACAAAAACAAAGAAGAAGAUAUAGAGUUGGCUGCAAAACGAGCAACUACAUAUGAUGCAUCACCAGAACACAAAUUGGAAUCAGAGAAUAAAAACAAUAUUAAACAAUCUACUCGUCCACAAACAGGAUCAAAAAUUCAUUUUUGUUUUUUAAUCAACCUUGUUGUUGUUAUCCUAACAACUAUCAUUAGUAUUACAACAUGGUUUAUUUUCAUUAAAAAAGCCGAAACAAAAGUUAAUACAACUACAGCUACAAUUGAUGCAUCGACAACAGGAACAACAAUUCUUUCAACGUCGAUAACAGAAACAACAAUGCUUACAACAUCAACUAAUUCUUAUACAAUAACAAAGAAUGUAUCAAAAUUCAGUAAAUGGAAACAAAAUGCCAUCACUGUAGCUGGUGGAAAUGGAGAAGGACAACAAUUAAAUCAACUCCAUGACCCUGCUGGAAUCCUCAUUGACGAAAAGAAAAAUAUUUUCAUUGCUGAUCUUUGGAAUCAUCGUAUUAUUGAAUGGAAAUAUAAUGAAAAAGAAGGACAAACCACUGCAGGUGGAAAUGGGGAAGGAAAUCAAACAGAUCGAUUGGAUCAACCAACAGAUGUGAUUGUUGAUCAACAAAAUCAUUCGAUCAUCAUUGCUGAUUAUGUGAACAGACGAGUGAUUCGAUGGUUGAAUCAAAGCCAACAAAUUCUGAUUGAGAAUAUUGACUGUUAUGGCUUGGCAAUGGAUAAACAUGGAUUUCUUUAUGUUUCUGAUUGGUUGAGGAAUGAAGUGAGACGAUGGAAAAUGGGAGAAUAUAAUAAUGAAGGAAUUAUAGUGGCAGGUGGAAAUGGAGAAGGAGAUCAACCCAAUCAACUCGAUUAUCCCAGUUUUAUUUUUGUUGAUAAAGAUCAGUCUGUUUAUGUAUCAGAUUGGAACAAUCAUCGUGUGAUGAAAUGGAGAAAAGGUGCAAAAGAAGGAACAAUUGUGGCUGGAGGAAAUGGUUUUGGAGAAAAUCUUAAUCAAUUGUCUUAUCCUCAAGGAGUAAUUGUUGAUGAUUUAGGUCAAAUCUAUGUGGCAGAUUGGGAAAAUCAUCGAGUAAUGCGCUGGUGUGAAGGCAAAGAAGAAGGUGAAAUUAUUGUUGGUGGAAAUCAAUUGAAUCAUCCCAGUGGUUUAUCUUUUGACGAUGAAAGAAAUCUUUAUGUUGCUGAUUCCGGAAAUCAUCGAAUUGAAAAAUUUGAAAUAAUUUUAUGA
This is a messenger RNA of Adineta steineri, 1257 nucleotides long. The record is from the annotation of a GenBank genome assembly. NCBI's taxonomy places the organism in Eukaryota, Metazoa, Rotifera, Eurotatoria, Adinetida, Adinetidae.